Molecule: messenger RNA, 1800 nt
Organism: Trichobilharzia regenti
Lineage: Eukaryota; Metazoa; Platyhelminthes; Trematoda; Strigeidida; Schistosomatidae
Source: the annotation of a GenBank genome assembly
CCUUAACUUGAGACUUAAAAGUGAGGAUAAAGAAAACAAUGUGGGUUAUGCUGCUCCGUCAAAAGGAUAUUGGGUAUUGGGACAGUAGAGCGGGUAAAGCAAAGUACACGUUGUUUCAAGGUCACUUUGGAUCUUGAGCAAAUUAUGAUGUAAUGCCUGGGUGCCUACUUGUAUUAGUAAUUUGUGUUAAUUUCCCUCUUUUUAUCGAUAAAUUUAAACUAUGGCAGUUACUGAAGUUAGCCUUUCUGCUGUCUUUUAACAGUUAAUCAAAGCUAAAUUUAGUUCACAACAAUUGUUGUAAGCUUUUGCAGUUAUCUUCCCAAUGUGCUUCCCGCAGGUUCUUUGUGCAUACGGCAUGCACGCAUACACAUAUUGUAAGCUUGCAUCAAAGCUUACAACAAUGUACACCUCAUUCUUAACUAGGCGUCGAUAAUGCGGUCUAGUGCUGCGAGAAUAUUUUGAGUACUUAAAACACCUAGUAUAUACUUGAGUAAUCAGGGUGGUAUUUAGGAAUAGCAUUGAAUGCAUAUCUAGUGCAGUGAGGAUUGACACAGAUCACAAGAACCUUCUCGUUAUAUGAAUCUGAAGUUCUGAAAUAAUGCUAGCUAACUCUGAAUUGGGUAGGCGCUGAACCACUGUGGGUAAUGUUGAAGGAAAACCUAGAGUACAGUUUUGUUCUGAAUUUCUUUUCAUUUCUGAAUUUGUUCAUUAUAGAGAAUAUCGUUAGUUUAGAAUUUGCGAGCGAUAAUUCGUCGCUAUCGUAAGUCUAAUUGUGCAUGUUUCAGUAAUAUUAAAGUAUCAACUAUUCAAUUACUCAAUGUUUCCAAAACUCAUAACUAAAUCCAAAACUAGAGACAUAAUUUGUUAUGGUUUUAUUGUUAAUAGCUCUAAUCACAUUUCGUACGUUAUGUUCCGGAUGGCUGCUAUAAUUUACCUUCGCCUGGUCCCAAUUAAUAUGUUCAGUGAAUCUGAUUUCUGUUGUGAUAGAAUUUAAUAUAUUGAAGUGAUGGGUGAAAGUACUGAAUAUCCGUCGCAAAUACCAUUGCAGAUUCAACUGUUUAUAUGUAGUUUUAGUUUAUGGAUUCUGUCAGUCGUUCACUGUAUCUCAUAGCUGAUUGGUUUUGUUUUACGCGCUUAAGGACCAGUCGAACCAAUCAUCUUUUUCCUCCUCAAUGCAUAUGAAAUGCCCCUUGUGUUGCCUAAAAUUCGAUGCUUCAGACAUCAUUUUUCCACCUUAUUUUACAAUCAGUUAAGAAAAUAUGGUGGAGACUCUACUACGGCUACUUCUGCUGCCGCUGCCAAUGCGGCUGCUCCCUCUGCUUCUAAAAUUGUACGUGUGAAUUUUAUCGAUCGUAACGGUGAUAUUAAAAGUAUUGAAGGAAAAGUUGGCGAAAAUUUAAUGACUCUGGCUCGUCAACAUAGUAUUGAAAUUGAAGGAGCAUGUGAAGCUUCACUGGCGUGUUCCACUUGUCAUGUAUAUGUUGAAGAGAAGUUUUAUGAUCAGUUACCACCUGCUUCUGAAGCUGAAGAAGAUAUGUUAGAUUUAGCUGUAUUUUUACAAGAAAAUUCAAGAUUAUCUUGUCAAAUCACUUUAACUGAAGAGUUGGACGGAAUGAAAGUCACUUUGCCAAAAGCUACAAGAAACUUUUAUGUCGAUGGGCAUGUUCCACAACCACAUUAGAAUAAAAAUAUAAGCGCAAUACUAGAUGUGACUGUUUAUCUUGUUGUACAUAUAGGAUGAAACCUUUUUGACUGGAGAGAAAAAUAAAAAGAGAAUUACAAAUAAAACUUAUUCUAGAA